ACCCUGCCACAUCCAUUCGAUUCCACUUUAGGUAACAACUUCACCGCUUCGAGCUGUCCGAACUUCUUCCGUGGCUUCCUGAACAACGAUACUUUUACCAGCUGUCUGCCGCUCUCACUGUUGCUUCAGACUUCCAGUGGGUUCUUCGCCGCCGAACGGUCUCUUGUCCGCUUAAGCCAAGUUUUAGACGCGACCUGCAAUGUGAACUUCACCGCUUGUUCUGCCACGAUGUCUUGGUUCGCGCAGCAAAUACAACUCCAGAGCAAUUGCGGUGCGGACUUGGCACUGCAAAAUCCAAUGGUCGUGCAAGCCUUUAACGGCUUCCUUGGUUACGCGCCUCUCUACCAUGCUGGCUGCUUGACGGACACAACGGGUAGCUAUUGCUUCGCCGAUGCCGUGCUAAAUCAGUCUGCGCCUUCCGGCAGCUACGUAUAUUACCUUCCGCUGGGCGUACAACUACCGGCCGGGACGCGACCAACAUGCAAUACCUGCUUGCAAAACACCAUGUCGAUUUUCGCUUCGGCUGCGAGCAACAAGAGCGUCCCUCUGAGCGAGGAUUACACUGCUGCAGCUCAGCAGGUCGACAUAGAUUGUGGGCCUAAUUUUGUAUCGACGUCG
Messenger RNA from Baudoinia panamericana UAMH 10762, 618 nucleotides. RefSeq lists its product as uncharacterized. The transcript is spliced from 2 exons. NCBI's taxonomy places the organism in Eukaryota, Fungi, Ascomycota, Dothideomycetes, Mycosphaerellales, Teratosphaeriaceae. The record is from RefSeq and is a predicted model, not a curated record. The annotation marks the transcript as partial.